GUCUCCCGUGUUCUCACUUUCCCCGCUUCCCAACUCUGACUCGCAAGCGCAAGCCACCACCUUCCCUCCUCCGUCCCGUCCCGUCCCAACGGAUUCCCACGCCCUACAAAACCCCCGUCGUCCCAGCUUCCCUCCCAGCACCAGCAGCAGUCCCACCUCACCCGAAUAAGCAUAAACGCGCCUGAGAAAAGCCCUUGGAAAUCACGCCGACGGUGGGGGGUUAGGGGAGAUGGACGCGACGGCGGAAAUCCACAAGGUCGCCAGCAUGCGGCGCGACAGCGGCUCCAUAUGGCGGCGCGGCGACGACGUGUUCUCGCGAUCGUCCAGGGACGAGGACGACGAGGAGGCGCUGCGCUGGGCCGCGCUCGAGAAGCUGCCCACCUACGACCGCGUCCGCCGUGCCAUCCUCCCGCCUCUCGACGGCGGCGAGGGCGCGGCCCCCGGGGCGGCGGCGGGGAAGGGGGUCGUGGACGUGCACGGCCUCGGGCCGCGCGAGCGCCGGGCUCUCCUCGAGCGCCUCGUGCGCGUCGCCGACGAGGACAACGAGCGCUUCCUGCUCAAGCUCAAGGACCGCCUCGAACGGGUUGGGAUUGAAAUGCCGACGAUCGAGGUGCGGUUCGAGCACCUGGUGGCGGAGGCGGAGGUCCGGGUCGGCAACAGCGGCCUCCCCACCGUCCUCAACUCCAUCACCAACACGCUCGAGGAAGCGGCGAACGCGCUGCGCAUACUCCCCAACAGGAAGCGGACCAUGCCCAUCCUCCACGACGUCAGUGGCAUCAUCAAGCCCCGCAGGAUGACACUCCUGUUGGGCCCACCUGGGUCAGGCAAGACCACCUUGCUGCUCGCCUUGGCCGGGAGGCUCGACAAAGACCUCAAGGUCUCAGGCAAUGUUACCUACAACGGGCACGGGAUGGAGGAGUUUGUGCCGGAGAGGACGGCGGCGUACAUAAGCCAGCACGACCUCCACAUAGGGGAGAUGACUGUGAGGGAGACACUCGCCUUCUCCGCACGCUGCCAGGGUGUUGGCACUCGCUUUGAUAUGCUGACUGAGUUGUCGAGGCGAGAGAAGGCCGCAAAUAUCAAGCCAGAUGCUGAUAUUGAUGCAUUUAUGAAGGCUUCUUCAAUGGGAGGUCUGGAGGCCAAUGUGAACACAGACUAUAUACUGAAGAUAUUAGGACUAGAGAUGUGUGCAGACACGAUGGUUGGGGACGAGAUGCUCAGGGGCAUCUCUGGUGGACAACGGAAGCGUGUUACAACUGGUGAGAUGCUGGUUGGGCCGGCCAAGGCGCUCUUCAUGGACGAGAUCUCAACUGGGCUCGACAGCUCAACUACAUUUCAGAUUGUAAACUCACUCAGGCAAUCUGUGCACAUCCUUGGUGGCACAGCCGUCAUCUCCCUGCUGCAGCCAGCCCCUGAAACGUACAACUUAUUCGAUGACAUCAUCCUCCUCUCUGAUGGCCAAGUCGUGUACCAGGGCCCUCGUGACGACGUGCUUGAAUUCUUCGAGUCUGUGGGGUUCAAGUGUCCUGAAAGGAAGGGCGUCGCCGACUUCUUGCAAGAGGUGACUUCGAAGAAAGAUCAAAAGCAAUACUGGGUGCGGGGUGAUGAGUCCUACCGGUUCGUGCCGGUUAAGGACUUUGUGCGUGCAUUCCAGUCAUUCCACACCGGGAGAGCUAUAAGAAAGGAGCUCGCUGUGCCAUUCGACAAGAGCAAGAGCCAUCCAGCAGCAUUGACAACUACGAGGUAUGGUGUGAGUGGCACGGAGCUGCUAAAGGCAAACAUUGGCAGGGAGAUCCUCCUCAUGAAAAGGAACUCUUUCGUCUACAUGUUUAGAACCUUCCAGCUGAUCCUCAUGUCAUUUAUUGCAAUGACGCUCUUCUUCCGUACAAAGAUGAAGCGCGACUCGGUGACAAAUGGGGGCAUCUACAUGGGGGCACUCUUCUUUGGUGUGCUCAUGAUCAUGUUCAAUGGCUUCUCUGAGCUUGCACUCACCGUCUUUAAGCUACCCGUGUUCUUCAAGCAGAGGGACCUCCUUUUCUACCCAGCAUGGGCUUACACAAUACCCUCAUGGAUCCUCAAGAUCCCAAUAACAUUUGUUGAGGUUGGCGGUUAUGUUUUCAUAACAUACUAUGUCAUGGGGUUCGACCCAAAUGUAGGCAGGUUCUUCAAGCAAUAUCUUCUUAUGUUAGCAAUCAAUCAGAUGGCGGCAUCACUCUUCCGAUUCAUUGGUGGAGCAGCAAGGAACAUGAUUGUUGCGAAUGUCUUUGCAUCAUUCAUGCUGCUCAUUUUUAUGGUAUUGGGCGGAUUCAUUCUAGUAAGAGAAAAAGUGAAGAAAUGGUGGAUUUGGGGCUACUGGAUCUCCCCACUAAUGUAUGCACAGAAUGCCAUCUCAGUGAAUGAGUUCUUCGGUCACAGCUGGGAUAAAAUAUUGAAUAGCACGGCCUCAAACGAGACCCUUGGAGUGCAAGUCCUGAAGUAUCGCGGAGUGUUUCCAGAAGCAAAGUGGUACUGGAUCGGUUUGGGUGCAAUGCUCGGGUACACCUUGUUGUUCAAUGCUCUCUUCACUCUUGCCCUUACAUACCUGAAGGCAUACGGUAACUCCCGUUCGUCGGUAUCUGAAGACGAACUGAAGGAGAAGCAUGCCAACCUGAACGGUGAGGUUCUGGACAAUGAUCGCAUGUUAUCACCAAGCAAUGAUGGACCGAUACGAAUGAACACUGGAAAUGACUCAGCAAUAGUCGAAGAGAAUUCUAGCCCCAUGCAAAGGGGAAUGGUGCUUCCAUUUCUCCCGCUUUCACUCACCUUUGACAACAUCAGAUACUCUGUUGACAUGCCACUGGAAAUGAAAGCACAAGGCGUAGUUGAAGACCGAUUGGAGCUCCUCAAAGGUGUUAGUGGAUCUUUCAGGCCAGGGGUACUGACUGCCCUGAUGGGUGUCAGUGGUGCUGGCAAGACUACUCUGAUGGAUGUGUUGGCAGGGAGAAAGACAGGUGGGUACAUUCAAGGAAACAUCAGCAUUUCAGGAUACCCGAAGAAACAAGAGACCUUUGCACGCGUAUCAGGAUACUGCGAACAGAAUGAUAUCCACUCUCCGCAGGUGACAGUCUAUGAGUCGCUGCUUUUCUCAGCAUGGCUCCGUCUCCCCGAGGAUGUUGAUUCAAACAAAAGAAGGAUGUUCAUCGAGGAGGUGAUGGAGCUUGUGGAGCUCAAGCCUCUGAAAGAUGCAUUGGUUGGUCUACCGGGAGUGAAUGGUCUGUCAACUGAACAGAGGAAGAGGCUGACCAUUGCUGUGGAGCUCGUUGCUAAUCCUUCUAUCAUUUUCAUGGAUGAGCCAACCUCCGGACUUGAUGCCCGAGCAGCCGCAAUCGUGAUGAGGACAGUGAGGAACACUGUUGAUACUGGUAGAACUGUGGUUUGCACGAUUCAUCAACCUAGCAUUGACAUAUUUGAAGCAUUUGAUGAGCUAUUCCUGAUGAAGCGAGGUGGAGAAGAGAUCUAUGCUGGUCCAUUGGGCCAUCAUUCUGCAGACUUAAUCAAUUACUAUGAGGGCAUUCAUGGGGUCAGCAAAAUUAAAGAUGGCUACAAUCCGGCAACAUGGAUGUUGGAAGUGACAACGAUCGGUCAAGAACAGAUGCUAGGCAUUGAUUUCAGUGACAUAUACAAGAAAUCUGAACUCUACCAGAGAAACAAGGCAUUGAUAAAGGAACAGAGCCAACCCGCGCCGGGUUCAACUGAUCUGUAUUUCCCUACCCAGUACUCGCAGUCUUCGAUCACACAAUGCAUGGCUUGCCUGUGGAAGCAGAACCUGUCAUACUGGAGGAACCCUCCUUACAAUGCCGUUAGGUUCCUUUUCACUACUGUGAUUGCUCUCCUCUUCGGCACCAUCUUCUGGGACCUUGGUGGCAAAAUGAGCCAGUCACAAGACUUGUUCAACGCCAUGGGGUCAAUGUAUGCUGCAGUGCUGUUCAUUGGUAUUAUGAACUGUACUUCGGUUCAACCAGUGGUGGCUGUGGAGAGGACAGUCUUUUACCGUGAAAGAGCAGCCGGCAUGUACUCAGCAUUCCCGUACGCAUUUGGCCAGGUUGUCAUUGAACUCCCAUACACACUCGCUCAGGCUACCGUAUACGGAGUCAUAGUUUACUCGAUGAUUGGGUUUGAGUGGACAGCUCCUAAAUUCUUCUGGUACCUCUUCUUCAUGUACUUCACGCUGCUCUACUUCACAUUCUACGGCAUGAUGGCUGUUGGCCUGACACCCAACUACCACAUCGCCUCAAUCGUCUCGUCAGCAUUCUACGCCAUCUGGAAUCUCUUCUCAGGAUUCAUCAUCCCCCGACCAAAAGUUCCAAUCUGGUGGAGAUGGUAUUGCUGGGUAUGCCCCGUAGCGUGGACACUGUACGGGCUGGUUGUCUCACAGUUUGGCGAUGUCACAACGCCAAUGGAGGACGGCACUCCCGUGAAAGACUUUAUAGAGGGCUACUUCGACUUCAAGCACAGCUGGUUAGGUUAUGUUGCUACGGUGGUCGUGGCGUUUGCGGUGCUGUUUGCCUUCUUGUUCGGUUUUGCCAUCAUGAAGCUCAACUUCCAGAAGAGGUAGAUGAUGACGAUAUGAGGCAUGUUCUAGAAAGAAAUGCAUUAGUUGCCCGCAAAUAUGAAUCGAUGUGUACAUAUCAUUUGACCACAUGGAAUGUUUAGGUUCAUUAGUUAUCUUGUACUAGUACAUCAUAGAGGUCUAUCUUUUGGAAACAUUUUGCACCACCCGAAUGCUUUUUUGGUAAACGGAAUAUAUUAAUAUCAAGACGAUACCAAGUA
This is a messenger RNA of Triticum aestivum (bread wheat), 4809 nucleotides long. RefSeq names its product ABC transporter G family member 36. The transcript is spliced from 21 exons. The record is from RefSeq and is a predicted model, not a curated record. Gene Ontology annotation, cellular component: membrane. Gene Ontology annotation, molecular function: ABC-type transporter activity; ATP binding; ATP hydrolysis activity. NCBI's taxonomy places the organism in Eukaryota, Viridiplantae, Streptophyta, Magnoliopsida, Poales, Poaceae. Bases 230 to 4594 code for a protein of 1454 amino acids.